Molecule: messenger RNA, 1671 nt
Organism: Emericellopsis atlantica
Lineage: Eukaryota; Fungi; Ascomycota; Sordariomycetes; Hypocreales; Bionectriaceae
Product: RNA recognition motif-containing protein
Exons: 3
Coding region: 1-1671 (556 amino acids)
Molecular function (GO): RNA binding
Source: RefSeq, a predicted model, not a curated record
AUGGCGCCCAAGAAGUCGCAGAAGAUGUCCCUUGGGGAUUUCUUGAAUGACGAUGGUCUCGGUGGUGGCUCCUGGGCCGAUGAGGUCGAGGAGACCUACGUGGCCGGUACCCAGCCCCUCCCCUCCAGCGAACGCUCCCGUCCCAUGGGCGGCUCCAGCAGCUGGGCUGAUCGAGGCUACUCUACCCGCGAGCAGCCCACUCCUCAGGUGCUCCCCGACAAGCCCCCUUACACAGCUCAUCUGGGCAACCUCUCGUACGAUGCCACCCAAGAAUCGGUCAACGAAUUUUUCCAGGACUGCGAUGUCGCCAACGUCCGAAUCAUCGAGGAUCGUGAGCUCCAGCGACCCAAGGGCUUUGGAUACGUUGAGUUCAACAACGUGGAGGGUCUGAAGAAGGCUUUGACUUUGGAUGGCGAGAGCUUCCAAGGCCGUAUGAUCAAGAUCAAGAUUGCCGAUCCUCCCCGAGGCGGCGAUAGCGGUCGCGGUGACUUCAUCCGCGACAUGGGCGACUGGACCCGCAAGGGACCUCUUGAGCCCCCCGCCUCUGCGCGCGGUGGACCUGGACCCCGUGGAGCCUCUGACUUUGGCGAGCGCCGUGCUCCCCGCGACCCGGCCGUCGAUGCUAGGCCUCCUCGCGAUCUGAACUGGGGUGAGCGUCGUGGACCUCUGGCUCCCUUGUCGCCUGAGGAGGGUGGCCAGGAAGCCCGCAGCUCCCGCCAACGUCCUGCGCCCGAAGGUAUGGGAGAGCGCAGCGAGUCAUACCGCGGUGGCGAGCGUCGCCAGUCUCCAGCUACCUGGGGCGACGGCCGUGCCGACGGAUCACGCCCCGCACGUCGCGAAUUCACCGAGCGACCAGAGCGCCCUGCCGCCCCCGAGCGCGCCCCAACGGCCGCCGAGAAGGACAACGCCUGGCGCGACCGCAUGCGUCCUGAGCAAGCGCAGAGCCCCCCAGCCGGCAGUGCCCCUGGCUCGCCUGCCCCUGCCAACGCCACACCUGCCGCUCCUGUCGGCCGCCCCCGCUUGAACCUGGCCAAGCGCACCGUAUCUGAGGCUCCCGAUGCUGCCUCCCCAUCUACUACUACCGACACCAAGGCCAACCCCUUUGGUGGCGCCCGUCCCAUCGACACCGCUACCCGCGAGAAGGAGAUUGAGGAGAAGCGUGUCCAGGCCCUGCAAGAGAAGCAAGAGGCCGAGGAGAAGGCCAAGGCGGAGCGCCGCGCUGCCAAGGAGGCUGCCGAUGCAGAGGCUGAGGCCCAGGCCGCCGCCAAGUCCGAGAAGACUGCUGCUGCUGCCCCUGCUGCCCCGACUGCCGAGAAGGCAGAGGGUGACGAUGCUUCGGCGAAGCAAGAGAAUGGCGAGCAGCGGUUGCCUGUGCGCAACCGGGAGCCUCGCGAACCCAGGGAUCCUGCCUCGCAGCCAAGAGGCGGCAAGGCCUUUGAGAACAACAGCUGGCGCUCGUCUGGCGAGCGUGGCGGGCGUGGAGGUCCCCGCGGCGGCGGUCGCGGUGGUGCCUCGCGCGGCGGUCGCAACGAUCGUGGCCCUCGCUCCAACGGCUCCAACAACCAGUCGUCCGUGCCACCCACCCCGACCGAGUCCGAGGCGCCUGCACAGGAAGACGAUGGCUGGACAACCGUCGCCACAGGCAAGAAGGGACGACAGGGCAGGCCUUAG